AACCGACGGCUUCGGUUUCCAGCCUUACAUCACGUACCGUGCCUUUUGAACUGUUCCAAUAGCAGCCCCAGGAUUGUGACCUGGGUGCUCGCCCUCAAUCAUACUUCUCAUUUUAGGUCAUCCAUAGCUCUACUACACCAUGCUAGCGGCAACACGCAUCUGGACAAGUGAACGACUUGUCCAGUCUCGCACUGGCACUGCGAAUGUUUUACGUUCUACUAUUUCGUUACAAUCGAAAUGCGAGCAAUGCAGACACUAUUCUCCCGCCGUGUCAUCUUCGACCUCUUCUGAGUUCCGAAAUGGACGCCGGCGUGGUUCAAUCAGAUUCCAGCAACCUGUAUCGUUGAAUCGCAGCAUUUCUUGGGACGCCAAGUCCAAAGUUUCUGCCAAGAAGGCUGCAAAAGGCCUCAACCGAUCCGCCGAUGUCUCAAAGUUUCCUACCAUUGAUCAAGUUACGACCUGGGCCGGUGACCUAUUUGGUAUCCGACCAGGAGCGAAUAUUGAAGAUGUGGAGCGAAGUGCUAUUGAGCACUUGUUUCGAGGUGAUAGCAAGGCCAACAUUCGCAAGGCUACUCUUACCAAUGCUCACCACUUCAGUCCUGCAAGUGCAAGUGCGGCAAGCUCGAAAGACACACUCUUCUCUGCUGUUCACGGACAAGAUGCUACUUUCAUCGAUCCUAUAACAAAUCGCCGGGUGUCAAAGUCUACAAUGGUCGGAACAGCAGCUCGAUGCGAAGCCCAACGAGACUACAAGCCAACUGACUUCGUUGAUGUGUCUGUCGAGGCUGACUCGACUCCCAAGUAUAACGACUUGGACAAGUACAAGCCUACAGUCGAUACUGAGACCAAGCAGCCAGAUCAACCCAAGUACGACGAUCUUGAUAAGUAUGAACCUGUAAUCGAUGAGAGACCUCAAGAGAAGUCUACCGAAUACGAUGAUUUGGACAAGUACGGCCCUGUCAAGUACAAUGAGCCUGAUGGAAAGCGACAUACUACAGUCGAAGAGGAUUCUAAGCAGUACAAAGAUCUUGACAAGUACUCCUCUGCGAACUUGGACGACCCGCUAGCCAAACGUCAAUUGACCGCUGAAGAGCAAUCCAAGGUCUAUGAUGAUUUGGAUCAGUACAAGCCAGUCUACCACAACGAGCCUGAUGGAAAAAGGCCACAGACUGCUGAGGAACUUUCCAAGAACUACGCCGAUCUGCAUAUGUAUGACAGAGGUGUGUAUUGGAACGAACCCGAUGGCCUGCGUGAGCCCACGCCUGAGGAACGUUCCAAGAACUACAAAGAUCUUCAUUUGUACAAACCUGUUGAAUGGAAUGAGCCUGACGGUCUGCGUCGUCUGACGCCUGAGGAGGAGUCCAAGCAGUACAAGGAUUUGGAUCAAUACGCAGAUCCUUUUGAAGCCAGUCAGUCGGUUUUGAAGGCCCACGAGAAGGCGCAGAUGGACCGUACCAUGCGAGGCAAGCCCGUAGCACCGAAGGUCGAUGCUCCAGUCGAGGACUUUGCAAGCAAGUAUGAUGACCUUCACAAGUAUGGUCCUUACCACUGGAACGAGCCAGAUGGUCUCAGAGAGCCUACCCCUGAGGAGUUAUCCAAGAAUUAUGACGACCUUCACUUGUACCGCGGUGGCUUCAAGUGGAAUGAGCCUGAUGGUUUGCGACCGUUGACGGCAGAGGAGGAGUCAAAGCGUUACAAAGACGUUCAUAAGUAUGCUGCUCGUGACUUGUCACCCCCUGUCGAGCAAGUCCAUCCUGAAGAGGCUUCCAAGGUGUACAAGGAUCUCCCCGCCUACCGCAAAUUCGAGAACGCGGAUGACCCUACACCGCGUAUCCAUCCUGAGGUUGCGUCGAAGAAGUAUGCUGACUUGGGUGCGUAUGGUUCUUUCGAGAAUGGCGACCCCCACACAGAGCGCGUUCACCCGGAAGUGGCAUCAAAGCAGUACAAGGAUCUACACAAGUAUCCAUCAGCUGGCUUUGACGACAUCAUCCAGGCGGUGCAUCCUGAGGAGCGGAGCAAGAAUUACACGGAUCUUGGCAGUUACAGGCACUCCGAGUUUGCUUCCCAGGCUCAGGGCUAUCCUGUUCAGCCCGAGGAGGCCUCCAAGGUCUUCCAGGACCUGCGCAAGUACACAGGAGUUCGUCCCAACGAACCCCCUGGCAAGAUGUCGGUCCCUCUGGAUGAAGUCGCCCGCGGCCUCCGAGAGUUCGAUUCCAAGGUCUUCUCCCGGCUCUACGGAAAUUAAUAUUGACCCUUCCGGCCCUGAAAGCGCCGAUGUCAUCCGAGCUGCAGUCCUUCGCAGAGCCCAAGAAAGCAGUCAACGAGCCAAGAACCAAGAUCUGUCUAGCAACAGAGGUCAACAGGUCAAGACGGCGCAUGUUUCCAAACUUACGGGGAACUAUGUACGUGACUUUCCCGAGGAUUUU
Fusarium redolens is the source of this 2426-nucleotide messenger RNA. RefSeq lists its product as uncharacterized. The transcript has 3 exons. The coding region runs from base 140 to 2245 and encodes 701 amino acids. Lineage: Eukaryota; Fungi; Ascomycota; Sordariomycetes; Hypocreales; Nectriaceae. The record is from RefSeq and is a predicted model, not a curated record.